AUGUCGAUCCUCUAUCCGUCCGGGCCCAAGCUCCCGAGGUUCUCCGCAUUGUACGACUUUCUCACCCAGAGCCUUACCCUGACUGCCGAUGGAACCAAGCGCUGGGGGCUGCCGGACCCGUUCUUCCAGCAAGAGGAACGCGUCGGCGCUUUGUUUUUCUCCCUGCGUGCUUACAUCCCCCUCGAGCCUCCGCCGGGCUCGAUCGAGCUCGACGACCCAUUCCAUAUUAAGGCCAAAUUCAAAGUCCACCUCCCCCAGGAAUGCUUCGACAACGACAAUGUCUACAUCGAGGUGGCCGGCACAGUAGUCAAGGUCCGCAUCGACUACAUCUUUCUGACUGGAAAGUCGGCACAGAACGGGGACGCCACCGGCGUGGUCAAGGCCACCGACGCCGACACGGCUACGGUCGUCUCGUCGCCGGUCAAGACCGAGGUGCUGCCCCCCAGAGAACUGUACCUGCCCGCCGGGCGCACCGUCGACAUCAAGGCCAUCAUCCCCACCCCUCUCGACAUCGGUGGCGGAGCCUACACCAACAUCUACCUCAACCCCAAGGUCCUGGCGCUGGACAACGCCAGCACGACCAGCAGCUACCUCUUCGAGGCGCUCACCUCCCACAUCACCUGGUCCAUCAAGUGGGCCCCGGAUCUGGUCAUUGCAGACCCUUUCCCUCCCCAGCGCGUCAAUGUCGUCACCACCCGCGAUGGCGGCUAUCACGGCGACGACACCAAGGUCACUCGUUCCGUCCAGACAUACCUCAUUUAUCUCACCCUCCUCAAGGACAAGGCCUGA
This is a messenger RNA of Lasiosphaeria miniovina, 789 nucleotides long. RefSeq lists its product as uncharacterized. The transcript has a single exon. The coding region runs from base 1 to 789 and encodes 262 amino acids. NCBI's taxonomy places the organism in Eukaryota, Fungi, Ascomycota, Sordariomycetes, Sordariales, Lasiosphaeriaceae. The record is from RefSeq and is a predicted model, not a curated record.